Molecule: messenger RNA, 1209 nt
Organism: Alosa sapidissima (American shad)
Lineage: Eukaryota; Metazoa; Chordata; Actinopteri; Clupeiformes; Clupeidae
Product: G-protein coupled receptor 151
Exons: 1
Coding region: 1-1209 (402 amino acids)
Biological process (GO): G protein-coupled receptor signaling pathway
Cellular component (GO): membrane
Molecular function (GO): G protein-coupled receptor activity
Source: RefSeq, a predicted model, not a curated record
AUGGCCCUUGAGAGGACGGACAACAGCUCAAUUUUUUUUGCAGGAGGGAUCCAACUACUUCAACGUCAGGACACGACCAUCAUCUUACCCGCGGUCCUUACAGCUAUCUCCGGAAUCGGUGUUCCCGGGAAUCUCAUUCUUCUGGUCGUUCUAGUGUAUGGACUGAGGACUGGGACUGUCUCUGAGGCCAGAACAUUACUGGCCAGCCUAUGCGUAACGGACUUGUUGAUUCUGUCCGUGUGCGUGCCGGUGCGCGUAAUUACCUACCACACGGGCACAUGGAUGCUUGGGGACCUUGCCUGCAAGACAACAGAAUGGUUUCAGCAUGGGUGCCUCGCGGCUAAAAACUUCACUCUUGCCGCAACCAGCAUUGCUCGUGACCAUCCUCCACUAUGUCAAGUACAGGGCGCCAAGUACAGGGCGAGGAGAGCACUUUGGACGAUGGUGUUCUCUUGGAUUGUGGCGCUUGUCUUCCCAAUACCGGAACUUAUGUUUUCCAAGAUGCAGGCUCGCGGGGAUUCGUGUUUGUGCGUGUGUGAGAUCCCCCGAAAAUAUCUCGGGUUUAUAUCCCUGUUUAGCAAGGUGUUUUCAGUCGCUGCCUGUGCUAUUCCGAUCUUAAUCGCUUUUAUCAGCUACACGAGAACCAUCUUCCACACAAAGUCGCAGACGGCCAAUGUGGCUUCAAGCCCUGCUCAACACCAAGCCCGGAGGCGCGCGCUGAUGCUCUUGAGCCUCACGGUGGCGCACACGCUCCUGGUGUUGCCUCAGUGGGUGUUCUGGGCAUGGGCCCGACACAACCCACGCGUCAACUUCCAACCUCCCGCGACCCUCCUCAUCAUCGCUCAGGUGUGCGUGUACCUCAGCAGCACGUGGUCUCCCGCCAUUCUCCUCACUGCGCAUGGGUCGCUCAGAGAAGACCUGUCUCGAGUAUGUAGGUCCGUCUCCUGCCAGGAUUCAAAAUCGGAAUCUGACGAGCCACAAGAACUGGGUGGGAACGAGCAAGGCACACGCAUGAUACUGAUCAACCUUCCUGCUGACUCGAGAUGCGCGUCCUUGCCACCCGAAUUGCAAAGUGUGCGCACGGACGAAUUCGGUCGUCUUCUGCCCGACCUCCAGCAGUUUUGGACUGGGCGCCAGAGCACAUUGGUGUUGCAGGAGCAUGACCCACUGCCAUGGGAACGGUUUGGAGAAAGCACAGCCAACUUAUGA